CACGUGACACGGAAGUCGCCGAGCCAUCUUUCGCCUACUUCCGCGUUGCUAAUGGUGCUAGCAUACCGCAGCUACCUGGAAACUAGUUAACUUUUGCAUUUUUAUUCUUAUGGACUCGAGUGGUCGUUUUUAGGGCGAACAUUGAAUCUGCGGUGGGGAGUUCACGUCUGCGGGGUUCGGCCAGAAAGCGCUGACUGGCUCAAGGUUGGUUAUCGGUUAAUGCACAAGAUAAAGAGGCUAAAAACUGAGCAUAAAACAGAAGACGGCCAGCGAAGCGUCAAAGAAGCACUGGCAGGAAUGACUGGGAUGCAUGACCUCUCCGACAGCACGGAGGUGGUGGAGAUGGAGGACGUGUACCCCACGCAGUUCCAGGUGGAGAAGCACACAUGGGACGGCCUUCGGAAGAUCAUCCACAGGAGCCGGAAAAGCACCGGCGUGGUCAUCAACAAGGCGCCGCACGACUUCCACUUCAUCCAGAAGGAUGAAACCACUCCACACUCCCACCGCAUCUACUACCUUGGAAUGCCUUACGCCAGCAGGGAAAAUGCAUUACUUUACUCAGACAUUCCCAGGAAGAUUCGCAAAGACGCCCUGCUGGUUCUGACAUGGAAACCCAUGCUGGACCGCUUUCAGGCCAGUCCUCACCACGGGGCUUUCUCCCGGGAGGAGGAGCUGCUCCGGGAGAGGAAGCGUUUGGGGGUGUCUGGGAUCACCUCCUAUGACUAUCAUCAACCGAGCGGCCUUUUCCUGUUCCAGGCCAACAGCAGCCUGUACUACUGUCGGGACGGUGGAAACAACGGUUUAAUUACCUGUCCGGUGAAUCCUGUUGAGAUUAAAAGCCAGAGUUCAGGCACACGUAUGGACCCUAAAAUCUGCCCCGGGGACCCCAAGUUCAUAGGUUUCAUCAACAACAACGACAUUUGGGUGACAAGUAUAGAAACAGGAGAAGAGAAAAGACUGACCUUCUGCCAUAAAGGAGCAGAGAACCCGAAAGAGGAUCCCAGAUCUGCCGGUGUGGCCACUUUUGUUACUCAGGAAGAAUUUGAUCGCUUCACUGGAUACUGGUGGUCUCCUGUUGCUCGUGAAGAGCCCGAUGGUGGAAAGACUCUGCAGAUUUUGUAUGAAGAGGUGGACGAGUCUGAAGUGGAGACCAUUCAUGUCCCAUCUCCAGCUCUGGAGGAGCGCAAGACAGAUGUCUACAGAUAUCCACGAGCAGGCAGCAAGAAUCCUGAUAUUACUCUCAAGUUGGUAGAAAUUAGGACAAACAACCUUGGAAAAAUUGUCAGCACACAGGAGAAGGAGCUGCCCGUUCCCUUCACCAGCAUGUUUCCAAACGUCGAGUACGUCACCAGAGCUGGAUGGACGAAAGACGGGCGAUACGCAUGGGCGGUCAUGAUGAACCGACGACAACAGCAUCUGCAGCUGGUCCUGCUGCCUCCAGCGCUCUUCAUCCCCGCACACGCAGACAAAAGCAGAAGACAAGAAGCUCUGGAGAGCAUCGGAGACUCCGUCCAUCCCUUCAUCAUCUACCAGGAGACGAGCGAUAUCUGGAUCAAUGUCCACGAUAUCUUUUAUCCUUUUUUACAAACCAGUGACGACGAGAUCACCUUCAUCACAGUAAACGAGUCCAAAACUGGUUUCUGCCACUUGUAUAAGAUCACCUCAGUGUUGCAGCGGGGCAGCUUUAACUGGAUGAACGGCUACCGGCACUCUGACGAUGACUUUGUGUGUCCUGUCAAAGAGGAGGUGACGUUGACAAGUGGAGAUUGGGAGGUUCUGGCCAAUCACGGAGCAAAGCGUUCAUGCAGUCCUCAGAUUUGGGUGGACGAAGCAGCAAAGCUGGUUUACUUCCAGGGAACCAAAGACUCUCCUCUGGAGCACCACCUGUACGUGGUGAGCUACGAGUCGCCCGAUGAAAUCGUCCGGCUCACCAAACGAGGCUUCUCCCACAGCUGCUCCGUGAGCCAGACUUUCGACAUGUUUAUCAGCCACUACAGCAGCCUGAACUCCUCUCCUUGUGUUCACAUCUACAAGCUGGUGGGCUCAGACAGCGACCCGCUCCACAAAGAGCCCGAAUUCUGGGCCAGCAUGCUGGAGUCUUCAAAUUUCCACUUUGAAGCCAACUCUCCGGAAAUCUUCAGCUUCACCGGAAAGUCGGGCUUUAAGCUGUACGGCAUGCUGUACAAACCACACAACCUGGUGCCGGGCAGGAAGCAUCCCACCGUCGUCUUUGUUUAUGGAGGUCCACAGGUUCAGUUAGUCAAUAACUCCUAUAAAGGAGUGAAAUAUCUGAGGCUAACUACUCUGGCGUCUUUGGGCUACGCUGUGCUGGUCAUCGAUGGGCGGGGCUCCUGCCAGCGAGGACUCAAGUUUGAAGGAGCUGUAAAGGACAAAAUGGGUCAGGUGGAGAUUGAAGACCAGGUGGAGGGUUUGCACUACGUAGCUGACAAAUACAAAUUUGUGGACCUGAGUCGUGUUGCCAUCCACGGCUGGUCAUACGGGGGCUUCCUCUCCCUCAUGGGGCUCAUCCACAGACCGGAUGUGUUUAAGGUUGCCAUCGCUGGAGCUCCAGUGACCUUGUGGAUGGCGUAUGACACGGGCUACACGGAGCGAUAUUUGGACACGCCUGAUAAAAACCAGAAGGGAUAUGACGACUGCUCUGUGGCUUUGCAUGUCGACAAACUUCCUAAUGAGCCCAACAGACUGCUGAUCCUGCAUGGGUUUCUCGAUGAGAACGUGCACUUUUUCCACACUAAUUUCCUGGUUUCCCAACUUAUCCGAGCAGGAAAACCUUACAGCCUGCAGAUUUAUCCCAACGAGCGCCACAGUAUCAGGUGUCCGGAGUCAGGAGAGCAUUAUGAGAUAACGCUGCUGCACUUCCUUCAGGAGAACCUCUGAUAACCUCCACCGUCUUUUCCUUCACUGCAUCUCUGAUCAUUUUUGCCUUUAUUCCAAACCUGCUUACCGUCUCACUUGUUUUCUGAAUGCAAGCAACGUCAAACCUCAUUAAAGCUAGCAAGCGACUGAAAGGAGCCGCAGUCUGAUCUCUUUUCACAAUUUUUCCGUCACUCUAUUGUGCACAGUUAACUAACAAGCAGAGGGCGCUGUUGAGCCAAACAGGAAUGCACCAAAAGUUCACAGAAGGACCUUCUUUACUGAGCAUUCACUCUGUCUUUUCUUUUUGUUUGGUGCCAAGUCUUUUUUAGCAACUCUUUUUUUUUUUUUCCCCGAAACCCAACUGAUGAAGAUAUUUGCUGUUCUCUGUUUGUAAUCACUAGUGUGAAGUCUGCAAACUCAAAAUCUUAAGAGCACACUCUUAAUCCUCUUUUUUUGUGUUUUCAAUCUGCCUCUGAUGUGCUGUCAGAUUUUUUAUGUGGUUAUACUGGAAAUUUUUAUCAAGUAACGUAAUAAAAAAAAGAUUUACAGAUCUUGAAGUUGUGGAAGUAAGUGGUGACAUGUCGAUGUUUUGCUUUAACUUUCUUGAGAGCUUCUCUGUCCUUUGCUGCUGAAGACUUUUGCACAGUCAAAGACUUUUUGCCUUUGUGCCAACGAACUGAUCAGAAACACGCCGUGUGAAAGAACUGUUGGCAGUCGGAGGUGCCUUUUGGGAGAAGAAGAACACCUCAUGUUGUAAAGUGAUAUCAGGGAGUCUGCUUCAGGACCCGAAACAACCAUAAAACGAAGAAAAAGGCCUUGUUUCUGUCUGACCAACAUCUCUAAGAUGUUCCACCGCAACAUGUAAAUGGAUAAAUGUAUUGUGAGAUUCUGGAAAAGAUAAAGAGAAGUGUACAAUCCUUUU
This is a messenger RNA of Oryzias melastigma (Indian medaka), 3799 nucleotides long. Its product is annotated as dipeptidyl peptidase 9. The transcript has 21 exons. Lineage: Eukaryota; Metazoa; Chordata; Actinopteri; Beloniformes; Adrianichthyidae. The record is from RefSeq and is a predicted model, not a curated record. Gene Ontology annotation, biological process: proteolysis. Gene Ontology annotation, molecular function: serine-type peptidase activity; dipeptidyl-peptidase activity. The coding region runs from base 220 to 2898 and encodes 892 amino acids.